Struthio camelus australis is the source of this 3746-nucleotide messenger RNA. NCBI's taxonomy places the organism in Eukaryota, Metazoa, Chordata, Aves, Struthioniformes, Struthionidae. The record is from RefSeq and is a predicted model, not a curated record.
CUUGGAAAUAAGGCUUGACGUGUAGCAAGAAUUUCUGAUUGGUCUCAAACUUCCCCUUGCUCUUAGCCUUCUUACGGCUCUGCAUCCUGUUCCUGUGCAAUGGGAGAAGAUUAAAGUUGUCUGUGUGCACAAAUCGCUCUGAACUGCUGUCCGUGGGUGCAGCCUGUCCACAAUCUUUUCUCUUUUUUUCCUCUCCAGGAUCAUGGAAUUUGUGCCUCCGUUUCAGCGUGUUGUGCAGCCCGAGGAGAUGUGGCUUUAUAAAAACCCAUAUGUAGAAGUGGAUCAUGUGCCCACUGUACCUAUGUUUUUCAUCUCCUUUCUGUCUCCUUUACUGCUAAUUGUCCUGGCAAGGUUGUUCAUGAAUGCUGAUGAAGAAGAUACAAGGGAAGCCUGCCUAGCUGCCAGCCUCGCUCUGGUCCUGAACGGGGUUUUCACAAACGCCCUGAAGCUGAUUGUGGGGAGGCCACGUCCGGACUUCUUUUAUCGUUGCUUCCCAGACGGACGAGUGAACGCUGAGCUGGUGUGCACAGGAGACCCUAGCAUAGUGGCCGAGGGACGCAAAAGCUUCCCCAGUGGACAUGCUUCGUUUGCUUUUGCUGGUCUCGCCUUCUCUGCCUUCUACCUAGCGGGGAAGCUGCACUGCUUCCUUCCAGGCCGAAGAGGCCGGGCUCUGCGGCUCUGUGCCUUCCUGCUCCCUCUGUUUUCCGCCACCCUCAUUGCUCUGUCCCGCACCUGCGAUUACAAGCACCACUGGCAAGCAGAUGUGUUAGUUGGCUCAGCAAUCGGCUUCGUGCUCGCGUACCUCUGCUACAGGCAAUAUUACCCUCCACUGAUGGACUCCAUGUGCCACAAGCCAUUCCUGUGCAAAUCCAAACAACUGCCAGUGCACCAAGAAAAGCCAGCGACUUCCAGCUUUCGCCUAGAUGUAUAAGUGAUAGGGCAGGAGAAGACUUUAGGCAGGUUGGUCAUAGUCCACAAGAAGUGACUCAAACGAGGAUAAACUUGAAAAACAAACAAGAAUUCUUGUUUCUGCAGUGUCGGUAAGUUGUCCUGCUCAGUAGGCCUAUGUUUAGUUUCACAAAAUUUUAUAGGUGUCCCUUCCUUUGGACCUGCUCUGAAGUGAGCUAGGUAUUCAGCAUGCAAGCCUACAGGAGGAAUGCCUGGUUACAGAAGAUCCUGAUGUGAAAACUGGAAAAAUGUGACAAUUUGUGUGCCAUGUAUGGAUGAGUGUUCUUCUGUCCACUUUACAGUGAAAGAAUGCAGAAAGCAUGAUCAGAUGUUCUCCUUCAAUUCAAUUGAGCAUCCUUUUUCAUAGAAAGAAUAUGUUGAAGUGCAGGACCUUGCACUAAGUUUAAGUACAUCUGUUAAAUCACAGUUGAAUAAAUCUGGAGUAGUAAGUACAAGGUUGCAGUCUUUAACCAUGUAUUUAGUGGGGAGAGGGAAGAUGAAAGUAGAUUGUUAUUGGUGUUAUUAAUUAUUAUUGUGCUCACCCUGCUUUUUUAUCCUAAUCUGCCAAAUAAAGAAGUUUAAUUUUUUAAGUGGGAGCUGUAUUACCUGCAAUACUAAAAACUUUACUUUGAUAUCUGGGUUUAUUGCUGUAUAAACCAUUUACUUUGGUAUGUCUGCAUGGGUUUCUAGGUGGUGGGUUUUUUUUUUUUUAAUCUCUUUCUUUGCAGCUUUAAUACAGCACAUAAUUGUGAAGAGAUGACAAUCAGCAGAAAAUGAAAUGGUGUCUUAAAGCAUCCUUUUAGAGUUGCUUUUUCUUCUGCACCAGUUUGGUUUCUUAGACAAUGGAAGGGUAGAAUGCUGCUGAGAAAUCCAAGGCACAGCUAUAUGGCAAUAUGAUUGUAAGUAGUUAUUUCUCACUAGUUUCCUGCAUAGAUAUGCACAUUCUUUAUCAAGUGUACAUAUGUGCAAACAGCAAGGUGAGACUAUGGCAGAGCUAGGCACGUGUGCCUCUACUGAGCUCACAUAAUGACAGUAAUGAAAACACUCCCUCAUCUUCAGCUUGGGCCUCAUCAGCCCAUCAGGACCCUGCAUUUUACUUUAGAAGAAGUUACAGAAAUAGCUUUACUUUCCCUUGAAAUUGUGCAACUGUAAGUUCCUAAACCCUUUCCCUCUGUCUCACCCAAACAUGCGCACACUACAGCCACCUAUUUAUUUAUUUAUUUUGGCUUUUACUGGAAAAGACAUUAAAUAACAUUUAAAACGUAUUUAAUUUUUUCUUUUUUUUUAUACAAAGUGCAUAACUUAACAAGCUGAUCGUGACAGUAUCCCCUGUUAAGACUGUUCCUUUUGAUACUCUUGUAGGAGACGCUUUAGCAAUCAAUCAGUAAUUCAGGCUCCGACUGAGCAGCAUGUCUUUUUCUUCAGUCAGGUAAAAAAAAAAAAAAACAAAAACAAAAACCAGCUUCAGUUCUUUCUGGAUGGGAGGAGGGUUGUGGGUUGCAAACAAUACCUUUUAAAUAGUGCAAAUAAUGUAGUACAAUGGAGGACAAACAAACUGAAGCUGUGGAAAAAAGGCUUGUUACCCCACGCAGGGCAAAAGUCGGUAGGAAGGAAAAGUGGUUUGGCUCUUUCCAAACAGUCAGAGCAAUGACCUUACACAUCAUUGAAACAUCUGCCUUCCCCUUGCUCAGAGGCUCAGGCUUCAGCCUAGCCAGUGAGUCAGCCUGGAUGUUUUUGGUCACAAGGGACAGAUCACCUGAGGCUCUCUGGCCCGGUUACCCUUAGAGUAGAGCUAACACACGUCAAUGAGCUGCAGACCUAACUCUGUGCAAAACUGUUUUAAUUUCCUCAGUGGAGUCAUUAGCACAUAGUGUCCAAACCCUAUGACCUGGGCUCUGACUUCACUAGCUGCAUUUCUUAUAUUUAACAACAAAAACAACAACUGGAGUAGUGCCGGAGCCCAGCUGGCACUAAGUCCUUAUAGCCACCUUGAAAGCCACACAGCAGCAGAACAGUAGCUUUGCUCCAUGCUCCUGCAUAGCACGGAAGAGCUGUCCCUCCAGGGCUCUGAAUUGCUUGGACAGUGCUGAGGAGCAGCUGCUUCCCCCUGAUUUAGCUAUAGUUUCAAUCUGGAGGUAUAUCUUUCCUAGCAUGAGGUUCCAUCUCCAUGGGAAUUGAGACUUGUCAUUCUGGCUUUUGUAUGUAGUCAUGAAGAGGGAGGUAGAUGUGCUCGAUCCCUCCCUGAAGGCUUCCAUGAGGCACAGAGCGCCUCAGGCCAGAGGGUCUAGAUCCCUAAUCAAUAAAUUUCAACUAGACACCUCUCCAGCUAAAACCUGACUUCAGCAGUGGAACUCAAGGAACGGGGAAUAGAAGACAAGCUCCCAAACUGUUUUCAAAAAAGGCUGUCCCUCAUAUACUCUUGACCAUAGACUUGAGGACAUAUGGCUGCUUCAUGCAUGGGAUAGACGUAGGCACGAGCUGCGCUGCCAUCCUACACAGGAUAUGUGCAGUGCCUCAGGGAGGCCCUUUGUUUAUUGGCCAUAGUAGGCUCAAAGACAAUGAUGCUGAGAAAUCAAUACUAAUGUAUUACAGCAGACAGUAAAGCCUGGUUCAAGUAUUCACAAACAUGCUUCUCUCAUGAGUUGUUUUUAUGGGGCAGUCCUUCCUGAAGGAACCAAGAAGGAGCAAUUCAGGGAGAUAAGAGUGGUUGGUAGGCAUAUUCCUGCUUGCUUAGCAGAUGCCUGUGCUCCUUGUUCUUCACCUCGCAUGCUCUAGCCUCUCUAGUGCUCACUGUUACA